AUGUCUCCCGGUGUCCGGCUCCGGAGUCGGCCGACCCAGGUGACGCUGAACCAGACGAAGACCAGGACGAGGCGGAAAAAGCGGAAGGAGUUGCUCCUGAUCCAGCUCUGUUUGUUCGGCGGGUUGCUGCUGGCCGUGAAGGGCUUUUCCUACCUAGCGGAGAAUUCAGGUUAUGACAUCUCCACUCAAAGCCCUCUGGAGCAGGAGAGAUGGGGAGGGAGGAGGCUACUGCAGGAGAUGGACAACAGCAGUUUGGAGGACGGGGAGGGCGAGGAGUCCAAGAACUGCACUGCUCCAGCCCUGCAUGAGUUUCCGACCGACCUGUUCACACACAGAGAGAGAACGGAGGGAGCGGUGGCUCUGCAUGUCCUAUGUACCAUUUACAUGUUCUGCUCCCUUGCCCUCAUUUGUGACGACUACUUUGUGCCAUCCCUGGAGAAGAUAUGCGAGCAUCUCCAUCUCAGCGAGGAUGUAGCUGGCGCCACCUUCAUGGCCGCGGGCAGCUCUGCCCCUGAGCUCUUCACCUCAGUCAUAGGGGUGUUCGUCACCAAAGGCGACGUGGGAGUGGGAACCAUCGUGGGCUCGGCUGUCUUCAACAUCCUCUGCAUUAUCGGCGUGUGCGGAUUCUUCGCUGGCCAGGCAGUGAGGCUCUCUCAUUGGACGCUGCUCCGAGAUUCCAUUUAUUACACCUUCUCUAUUGUGGCUCUCAUUGUGUUCAUCUACGACGAGAAGGUGACCUGGUGGGAGUCUCUUGUCCUGAUCCUCAUGUAUACAGUCUACAUUGUCAUGAUGAAGUUUAAUGCCAGGGCGCAGCGCUACUUUGACCGUCGGAAGAAGAGCUCGGGGAAUCUGGCCAAUGGGAUGACCGGGAGCACCGACCUGGACGACAACGUCACAUGUGAAGCCACCGCGGUCCUGCUCAAGACAGCUAACUUCCACUGCAAGCCGUCCGUGCUGAUGGUGGAUGAGAUGCUGUCAGCGUACCCCCACCAGCUGUCCUUCUCCGAGGCCGGCAUGAGGAUCAUGAUCACCAAUCACUUCUCCCCCAGGACCCGCCUCACCAUGGCCUCGCGCAUGCUUAUUAAUGAGAGGCAAAGAUUAAUUAACACCACGGAGACCCGAGUCAACCGUGUAACCAAUGGGGAGUCCGACUCUGCGGCCAGGCUUCAGGAGAGGCGGCCCUUGGAAAACGGGAUGGGCGGGACCGAGAGAGGCCUGAACGGGAGGUGUAGAGUACCCGGGGCCGAAGCCGGGAACGAGACGGAGAACGAGAACGAGGACAACGAGAACAACGACGAGGAGGGAGAGGGCGAGGACAGCAACGAAGGGCCCCUGGUGCCGUUCAGACCUCCAGCGGGAGUGUGCAACAAGGUGAAGUGGCUGUUCAUGUGGCCGCUGUGCUUCCUCUUGUUCUUCACCGUGCCCAACUGUGCCAAGCGACGCUGGGAGAAGUGGUUCUUGGUCUCCUUCUUCACCGCCACCAUCUGGAUCGCCGCUCUCUCCUACGUCAUGGUCUGGAUGGUAACACUUAUUGGGUUCACCCUUGGCAUUCCUGAUGUUAUCAUGGGCAUCACAUUCCUGGCAGCGGGCACCAGCGUCCCUGACUGCAUGGCCAGUCUUAUUGUCGCACGGCAAGGUCUAGGAGACAUGGCCAUCUCCAACUCCAUAGGCAGUAAUGUGUUUGACAUCCUAGUGGGGCUGGGCCUGCCCUGGACCCUGCAGACCUUGUGCAUCGACUAUGGCUCCAGCGUUCAUAUCAACAGCAAGGGGCUCAUAUUCUCUGUUGGUUUGCUGCUGGCCUCAGUGUUCCUCACAGUUCUCGGCGUCCACUUAAACAAAUGGACCCUUGACAAGCGACUGGGGCUCGCCUGCCUGCUCAUUUACGCCAUUUUCCUCUGCUUCUCUAUCCUCAUCGAGUUCAACGUGUUCAUCUUCGUCAACCUUCCCAUGUGCCGCGACAUCCAGUGA
Messenger RNA from Lampris incognitus (smalleye Pacific opah), 1968 nucleotides. Its product is annotated as sodium/potassium/calcium exchanger 3-like. NCBI's taxonomy places the organism in Eukaryota, Metazoa, Chordata, Actinopteri, Lampriformes, Lampridae. The record is from RefSeq and is a predicted model, not a curated record. The transcript has 17 exons. Gene Ontology annotation, cellular component: membrane. Gene Ontology annotation, biological process: calcium ion transmembrane transport; intracellular calcium ion homeostasis. Gene Ontology annotation, molecular function: calcium, potassium:sodium antiporter activity; calcium channel activity. Bases 1 to 1968 code for a protein of 655 amino acids.